This is a messenger RNA of Epinephelus moara (kelp grouper), 4242 nucleotides long. Its product is annotated as SNF-related serine/threonine-protein kinase-like. The transcript has 8 exons. NCBI's taxonomy places the organism in Eukaryota, Metazoa, Chordata, Actinopteri, Perciformes, Serranidae. Gene Ontology annotation, biological process: protein phosphorylation; intracellular signal transduction; microtubule cytoskeleton organization. The coding region runs from base 488 to 2845 and encodes 785 amino acids. Gene Ontology annotation, molecular function: tau-protein kinase activity; ATP binding; protein serine/threonine kinase activity. The record is from RefSeq and is a predicted model, not a curated record. Gene Ontology annotation, cellular component: cytoplasm.
CGCAGCUGACGGAUCCACGGAGGGAGAGAAGGAGGAGGCUGAGUUGACACUGUGACAGACUCACGCAGGGACUCAGUGGAUUAAUCGUUAGCCGGUCGUCUGUCCGUCUGUACCGACUGUUAACCGACCACCGGAGGACCCGAGCCCGCAGCUCACCGCCUCGGUACCGGAGCCCCGCACAGUCCCGGAGCUUUAACGGGACCAGAGAGACGCUGCUUCAGAUUCCUGUGUGAUCGUGAGAAGAUGGGGUUGAACUGAGCGGAGCAGCAGCAGGAACGAGCUGUGUGAAUAUUUCCCGUCACAAUCCAGUGUGAGAUCUGACCCUCAGAUCCCUGAAGCUGCCUCCACAGACCUGCAGCAGGUCGAGAAUCAACUGAACCACCGCCACACAAUUCACCUGGCUUCACCCCACAGAGGAGGAGAUGGAGAACUGACUGGAGACCAGCAGGCAACAGAAGGCAGCCUCUCCCGCCGCCCACCAGCAGCCAUGGCGGGGCUUAAACGCCACCACGAUGGGAAGAUCGCCGGGCUGUACGACCUGGACAAGACGCUGGGCCGUGGACACUUUGCUGUGGUGAAACUGGCCCGGCACGUAUUCACUGGGGAAAAGGUGGCAGUGAAGGUGAUAGAUAAGACUAAGCUGGACCCGGUGGCGCGGGGGCACCUUUUCCAGGAGGUGCGAUGCAUGAAGAUGGUGCAGCACCCCAACGUGGUGCGCCUCUAUGAGGUCAUCGACACGGCCACCAAGCUCUACCUCAUCCUGGAGCUGGGAGACGGAGGAGACAUGUACGACUGCAUCAUGAAGCACGACGGAGGCCUCACUGAAGAGGUGGCCAAGUGUUACUUUGCCCAAAUCGUCCACGCCAUCUCCUACUGUCACCGGCUGCACGUGGUGCACAGGGACCUGAAGCCGGAGAACGUGGUGUUCUUCGAGAAGCAGGGCGUCGUGAAGCUCACCGACUUCGGCUUCAGCAACCGCUUCCAGCCCGGGAAGAAACUCAACACGUCCUGCGGCUCACUGGCGUACUCCGCUCCUGAGAUUCUGCUGGGGGACGAGUACGACGCUCCUGCUGUGGAUAUCUGGAGUCUGGGGGUGAUCCUCUUCAUGCUGGUCUGCGGUCAGCCCCCCUUCCAGGAGGCUAACGACAGCGAGACGCUCACAAUGAUCAUGGACUGUAAAUACACGGUGCCGCCACACAUCUCCAAUGCAUGCAGAGACCUCAUCGCCCACAUGCUGCAGAGGGACCCCAAGAAACGAGCGACCUUAGAUGAGAUCGGGGCCCACGAGUGGCUCCAAGGUGUCGACCCCUCCCCGGCCACGAAGCUGUCCACCCCUCUGGUGUCCCAUCGCAGCCUGUCGGAGGAGGAGCACGGCUCCAUCAUCCAGCGCAUGGUGCUGGGGGGCAUCGCAGACCGAGACGCCAUCACUGAGGCUCUGGAGUCAAAUCAGUACAACCACAUCACAGCUACAUACUUCCUGCUGGCUGAGAGGAUGCUGAGGGAGAGGCAAGAGAAGGAGCAGCACAGCCAGACGCGAUCGCCCAGCCCCAGCAAGGCCCAGUUCAGGCAGUCCUGGCCCACCAGAGUGGACGUUCACCAGGAUGUCAGUGAUGGCUUGGGGGGCCCGACUAUCUCCCACCCCGGGGGGCCACAGUCACCUGCCCGCAGUGCUGAGAGCCUCCACAAAGGCCCCAGGCCCAAAACCGCCCUGCUGGACCUCAGCCAGCGGCAGGACAACCAGCAGCAGCCUGCGCGACAGAACCAGGAGAGGGGGCUCAGGCCUCUGGUGAAGCCCCACUCCAACCCCCUCAGGCUGGGCUCUCUGACCUCGGUGGGCCCCUGCAAACCUCGCAGUCCCAGCCUCUUCAGUGUGGAGGAGGAUGAGGAGGAAGAAGGGGAGGAAGACAAAUGUUCCCCUUCAGCGCUACCUGCUCAGGUGGUGCUUCGCUGCAAAGCCUCCUCGUCGUCUAUGUCUUCUGCUAACCGGCUGACGUCCCGCAUGAGUGCUCCAGUUCUUAACCAGAUCCACGAGGAGGAUAAAGAGGAUGAGGAAGAGGAGGAGAGGAGGGAGCUGCAUGGAUUCGGCCCACCCAAACCCAGCCUGAGCCUCAAUCUGAACUCUAGAAUACCGUCACCGCCAACGCUCAUAUCAUCGCCGGAAACUGUUGGUGUAUCAGCACCGGUUGCCGCUUUCACCCCGAGCUCAGAGACGAGUGACGAAGAGACAGAAAGUCACCACAAACCAGAUACGGCAAGUGUGUGCGGACAAGGGGACGAGAGAGCAGGGGGGAAGGAGGAGAGGGAGAAAAGGGGGUCAGGGCAGGGCAGCCCCUCCAACUGUGCCAGUCCUGGAUCGGGUUCAGGCCAAGGCAAGGGAACAGCCAAAGCUGCCAGCGGCCUGGUGGAAAGCCUAAAGCUGAUGAGCCUGUGCCUGAGCUCUCAGUUCCACACCCUGACAGGGGGAGGAGGGGGAGGGGGCAACGGUAGCGGUGGUGUUGUUGCGGCGGACAACCAGGACCGCCCCAUGUGGAGGAUGUGCAUGGGCGGCUCCACCGGCAGCCUGGAUAAGGUCUCGCUCUUGGGCGGCCCCUCACCCAGGGGGAACUUGUACCACCACCAGCCCCCGCUGGGAGACGCGCUGGCGGACCCGCUGCUGGAUGGACCAUGCACGGGCACACUGAGGCUGGGAGAGCUGGACCUGGCCCGGGAGAACCACAGGAAUAUGAAGAACCGCGUGCUGCAGCUGCCUCUCAACGACAAGACUCUGUCCGUCAACAUCCACCGCAGCCCCAAGGAGGGUCUGCUCUGCACGCCCACCCCACACAGCUGCUGCCAGGUCAUCUAGAGCGCUGCACCUCCACACUCCUCCACAGUACAUCCCCUCAUCAUCCUGCUUCGGUUUCAGCCACCACUGGCUCAUGAGUUUGUUAGUUUUGCAUUUUAUGCAGUUUCCGUUUAUUUAACACUUACGGUGGAUCACUGGGAGAAAGUCCAAAUGCCUACUUUGCACAUUUAGAGACGCAAAAUGUCUCCGCGGAGGAGACUGGGUGCCAUGCCAAGUAUGUGAAGCACUUUCAGCAGAUUAAACAGGACACUAAAGGGACAUUUUAACCUGCUGGUGUGUUUGAAUAAGAGACAUUAAGUAUGGAGAGACAAACACAGGAGGUGCUCAUAUCCCCGCUCUUACACACCUAUAUAUACACACUGUAUGUACACAUUUUGUGCACAUCCACACGCACACUUAUAUCACUCUGAUAAGCUCAUAAAAGGGAAAGUGGAUGAGUUUUAUUCUCAUGUUACAUGUCGUCUUUUGUUGUACUUGAUGCUGUUUUUUUAAAGCCAUUCUUUUUUAAAAAGUUCUUUUUGGAGAAAAUUGUUUUAUCCUUUUUUUACUCUGACUGAAAGAGUUAAGUUAUACGCGUGUGUUUUCAUUCAAACGAGGACGAAGAUCAGGGUGAAAACGGACCGCAGCACUUGAGUAUGAUGGUGGCACACAGUAUUUUGUAGUCUAUCACUGUUUUAUUUUUCUAUCUCGAACGUGCUCUGCAGACUCAGAAAGAAAAGGCACACUCACUUGUCAAGUCUCGGCAGAGUUUGUACAUAUGUGAAUAACCUCCUAGCAGUACUCUGUACCUGUAGUAUUGACGGUAAAGUUGUAUUGCAGUAGAAACCUGAAUACUAGAUCCUUAUACACCGUUAUUCGUCACGCCUACUGGAUGUCCACGGUUUUGGUUGAACCCAGAGAGAACUGUGUUUGACGACAGGACAAGAACUCUGGAAUGAAACUAAAUUAAUACACAAGUAACGGCAGCUCUUUAAAUUCAAAGCGAAUGACGUCUGGGUGGAACCUGAACUAUGUACAUCCAGUAGCUCUCCAGGAUCACGGUAGCCACUGUUGUAGCGUAUUCCAAGACAAAAACAACAAAGGGGUUUGAAUAGAACAUAACAACAGUGCCCCUUCAAGUAUCGGUCUGUGUAACUGGAUGUGUGACCCACCCCUAGUGGAAUAUAUAACUGACAGUGCAUGUGUUUUGCUGUAGCAACCUUAUUCUUACCCACUGAGGUCAAUCCACCUGCUGUAUCUACCUACGUAACAGAUUCAAACGGUCACUUUACUGUAGCCUCACAGCAAUACCAGCGACUGCAAAAUGUACAACAAAAAUGGAUGUGCCAUAAAAUCUGUCUUGAGCAUAUUGUACUGUAUGUAUAUGAUAGAGAUCUAUUAAAAUGAAAUGAUGUGAA